Molecule: messenger RNA, 2018 nt
Organism: Oncorhynchus kisutch (coho salmon)
Lineage: Eukaryota; Metazoa; Chordata; Actinopteri; Salmoniformes; Salmonidae
Gene: cimap1b
Product: ciliary microtubule associated protein 1B
Exons: 7
Coding region: 509-1282 (257 amino acids)
Cellular component (GO): cytoskeleton
Source: RefSeq, a predicted model, not a curated record
GCAGAAAUCUCAACUGGCAAGCAAGUCGCAGCAAUGGAGAACCCAAAGGAGGGGAGAAUUCAGGCACCUGUUGUGAUUGGGAGUCCCAUAAAACAACGCACAAUUGGUCCAGCGUCGUCCGGGUUUGGCCGUGAUUGUACAUACGAUUUUGUUCUUAACGGACUUGCCUAGUUAAAUAAAGGUUAAAUUAAAAAAAUACCCUCCGCCCCUACAGACACACCCUAAGAAACGAAUUGAUCUCUUUGAACAAGUUCUGACUGCAUUGCAUUACAGAAAAAAAAUGUUGUCCUUCACUUUUGGUAAUCGUAAACAGGUUUAUUUUCUGCCACAUUGUGAAUUUAAAGCCAACCUGCCUGUCAAAAUAGCGUCUCCAUGGUAACGUAGUCAUAGUGAGCACGAGGACAACCAAAGUCAAACAAUCAGAGCUCCCAAGUGUUUGGUCCUAGGGAGCACCCAGUGCGGAGAAGACCAGUGCCGAGAAGACAACGAACUACAAUACAGACUAAUCAUGUCAGGCACUGAUGUUUGGGUUGGCUCCUGGAGGCCCCACAAGCCCAGAGGCCCCAUUGCUGCACUCUACAGCAGCCCUGGACCCAAGUAUGCCCUGCCUGGAGCGACAGGUCUGAACUACCAUGACCCCAGGAAGCUGAAAGCACCGGCGUUCAGUUUUGGGACACGCCAUCGCCAAUUCAGCUCAGACUGCUCCCCCGGGCCAGGGUACUUGGUUCCCUCCAACAUCACCAGGAUUGGGCGUGACGGGACCCCUGCAUACUCCCUCUACAGCCGCCCCAAUGACCCCCAGCUGUUCCAAACCCCCGGACCUGGACGCUACUCCCCUGAGAGGUCAGGGAAGUCUGCAUAUUACUCUGCCCCUGCCUAUUCCCUGUCUGCCAGGAGCAAAGGCUUCCGUAACGACCAGACCCCAGGCCCUGCUGCUUACAUGCUGCCCUCUGUGUUGGGGCCUGCCACCGUCAACAAAACCUCCGCCCCUAACUUCUCCCUUCGAGGACGCAGCAAGAUCGGCAGCUUCCACGAGGACCUGCAGAAGACUCCUGGCCCAGGGACAUACAGAGUGGUGGACCCCUGCACCUACAAACACAAACCCCCCCACUACAGCAUGACAGGACGCAACAGCAUGCCUGGAGACACUACCAGGAAACCAGGCCCUGGAGCUCACCACCCUGAACAGGUGACCUUCACCAGGAUCAAACCUCCAAGCUUCUCUUUCGGAAUUCGUCAUUCUGAGUUCAUCGCUCCGCUUAUAGUGGGCUUGGCGGAAUAGGAACCCUUCCCAUUCCUCCAUUUACCUCAUUCCUUCCCAACAUCCCUUUUCCUCAUCUACCCCCUUAUCCCAGCAAUAAAUUCAGCAGUAUCAAAAUGCUCUGCAGUGAAGAAAGUAGUUAAUUGUGCCUUAUUGUUCUUAUGUAUUGCCUAUCCUGCAUGGAGUACAAUGAUGCUGGAAGACAAGCUAACCUGCUAACCAAGCUAAUCCUUGUUGAUGAUUAAAAACAAAAGUAUAUUUUUUUAUAUGAAGGCUAUGUUUUAUCACAUCAAUUUGAUUUGAAUAACUGAGAAAAACACAUCGGCUAUCACGCACGCUUGAACGUUAUGAAUACUUAUGUGGGGGGAAAGGAUUAGGCUUGUACUACACAAACACUACUUCACCUGUGGCCUCCCUUCAUAUUUUGUGUUACUUGUAUGUUGCCUGAAUGCUAUGAUUUGGGGAACACUUCUUUGGCCCAAUACUGUUUUAAUUUGCACCACACGAGAUUCAGAGUGUGAUAUUAUGCCAAAGGUUUAUGACCACUUUCAGUAUUAAAAUUAUUCUGAAAUACCUAGUAUUAUAUUUUAUUGUUCCAAUACCAAAGAUGUGGUUUGAUAUAACAUUGAUCUGACAUGCUUCUUCUCAAACCAUAAUGACUUGGCUAUGUUCACUCACUUUGAUGUUAUAACAUGUCAAACGUGUACAAUUGUGGUGAUAAAUAACGCUAGUUUUAAAUAAAUACAUUUUCAACGAA